AUGACUAGCACUUUGCGACGACUACCUCAGCGACUACUUCGAACACCUCAUCUUCGAAUCGCCAAACCACAAACAAGAAACAUGGCUCUGUUCCCACGCUUCGGAUCUGCAUUCGGCCCCUACCGUCAAGAGAUGGGCCCGUUUUUCAAGCUCUUCGACGACACCUUCUCUGAACUCCAGAAGAUCUCGGACACGGCUCAACGCACCUUCACGCCCAAGUUCGACGUCAAGGAGUCCAAGGACAAGUACAUCCUCGAAGGUGAACUCCCCGGCAUCGACCAGAAGAACGUGACGAUCGAGUUCGCCGACGAAAACACCCUUACCAUCAAAGGCCGCACCGAGCACUACCGCGAAGAAGGCAGCAAGCCAUCAUCCGAUGAACAACAGCAGCAGCACCAGCAAACUGCCGAAUCGGGAAGCAAAGAAGUCGCAACCACCGGAAGCAAGGAUGUCGCCAAACAUCAGCCACAAAACACGUACUGGGUCACUGAGCGCAGCGUUGGCGAGUUCGCUCGGAGCUUUGCCUUCCCAACUCGCGUCGACCACGACGGCGUCAAGGCCAGUUUGAAGAACGGCAUCCUCAGCGUCACUGUUCCGAAGUUGCUCAAGAACAACACUUCCAGAAAGAUUGAAAUCAGCAACGAGUAA
This is a messenger RNA of Exophiala spinifera, 648 nucleotides long. RefSeq lists its product as uncharacterized. The record is from RefSeq and is a predicted model, not a curated record. Gene Ontology annotation, biological process: protein complex oligomerization; protein folding; response to salt stress. Bases 1 to 648 code for a protein of 215 amino acids. The transcript has a single exon. Lineage: Eukaryota; Fungi; Ascomycota; Eurotiomycetes; Chaetothyriales; Herpotrichiellaceae.